CAAUGAGGUGUCACCUCACACCAGUUAGAAUGGGCAUCAUCAAAAAAUCUACAAACAAUAAAUGCUGGAGAGGGUGUGGAGAAAAGGGAGCCCUCUUGCACUGUUGGUGGGAAUAUAAAUUGAUACAGCCACUAUGGAGAACAGUAUGGGGGUUCCUUAAAAAGCUAAAAAUAGAAUUACCAUACAACCCAGCAAUCCCACUACUGGGCAUCUACCCUGAGAAAACCAUAAUUCAAAAAGAGUCAUGUAUCACAAUGUUCAUUGCAGCUCUAUUUACAAUAACCAGGACAUGGAAGCAACCUAAAUGCCCAUCGACAGACGAAUGGAUAAAUUAGAUGUGGUACAUAUAUACAAUGGAAUAUUACUCAACCAUAAAAAGGAACGAAAUUGGGUCAUUUGUAGAGAUGUGGAUGGGUCUAGAGACUGUCAUACAGAGUGAAAUAAGAUGCUCCACGUCAUUUGCAGCUUUCUUCAAAAGAAAAAUCACUAGUGCUCUGCUCUUGCCAUAAUACCAAACCUUUUGACUUAUGCUUUGGUGCUGCAACACUGGAAGAAUUGCACACAGGUUCCAGGAAUACCUUUUUUUUCAUCUGAGUGAUCCUUUGUGGAUGGAAAAGGAUUUGAGUCUUAAUAAUUGCCCUGUUUUAAAGCUAUUUCUCUAUAGUCUGAACUGCUUCAUAAAUUAGGCCACUUACCAAUGAGCCACACAGUCAGUUCUUGUCAGGAGCUGGUUGAAAACUGUGCUGUGCAUGUAGCAGGGAUGGCACAAGAAGACAGCCGUCGUGGUCAAGUGCCACCUACCUUUUAUCAUGGUGCCAACCAGGAGCUUGACCUGUCCACCAAAGUGUACAAAAGGGAAUCAGGAAGUCCUUAUUCUGUGUUAGUGGACACCAAGAUGAGCAAACCACAUCUCCAUGAAACAGAGGAGCAGCCGUAUUUCAGGGAGACAAGAGCAGUGUCUGACGUGCAUGCCGUGAAAGAAGACCGGGAGAAUUCUGAUGACACAGAAGAGGAGGAGGAGGAGGAAGUCUCCUACAAAAGGGAGCAGAUCAUAGUGGAGGUAAACCUUAAUAAUCAAACAUUAAAUGUAUCUAAAGGGGAAAAGGGUGUCUCUUCUCAGUCCAAAGAGACUCCUGUUCUUAAGACAAGCAGUGAGGAGGAAGAGGAAGAGAGUGAGGAAGAGGCCACGGAUGACAGUAAUGACUAUGGAGAAAACGAAAGGCAGAAGAAAAAGGAGAAGAUAGUGGAGAAGGUCAGCGUUACACAAAGGAGAACGAGGAGAGCUGCCUCUGUUGCCGCAGCUGCCACUUCCCCUACUCCCAGAGCUACAAGAGGUCGUAGGAAGAGUGUAGAGCCACCUAAGCGUAAGAAGCGGGCCGCAAAGGAGCCCAAAGCGCCAGUCCAGAAAGCUAAGUGUGAAGAGAAAGAGACUCUGACCUGUGAGAAGUGCCCCAGGGUGUUUAAUACUCGCUGGUACCUGGAGAAGCACAUGAACGUUACUCAUAGGCGCAUGCAGAUUUGUGAUAAGUGUGGCAAGAAGUUUGUCCUGGAAAGUGAGCUGUCCCUUCACCAGCAAACAGACUGUGAAAAAAAUAUUCAGUGUGUUUCCUGUAAUAAAUCAUUCAAGAAACUCUGGUCCCUUCACGAACAUAUCAAGAUCGUCCAUGGAUAUGCAGAAAAGAAAUUUUCCUGUGAAAUUUGUGAGAAGAAAUUCUAUACCAUGGCUCACGUACGGAAACACAUGGUUGCACACACGAAAGACAUGCCAUUUACCUGUGAAACCUGUGGAAAGUCAUUCAAACGCAGUAUGUCACUCAAGGUGCACUCCUUGCAGCACUCUGGAGAGAAGCCCUUCAGAUGCGAGAACUGUGACGAAAGGUUUCAGUACAAGUACCAGCUACGCUCCCACAUGAGCAUCCACAUUGGGCACAAACAGUUCAUGUGCCAGUGGUGUGGCAAGGAUUUCAACAUGAAGCAGUACUUCGACGAACACAUGAAAACACACACUGGAGAGAAACCCUUUAUCUGUGAAAUCUGUGGCAAAAGCUUCACCAGCCGCCCCAACAUGAAGAGGCACCGCAGAACUCAUACAGGCGAGAAGCCCUAUCCGUGUGAUGUGUGCGGCCAGCGGUUCCGCUUCUCCAACAUGCUUAAGGCCCACAAGGAGAAGUGCUUUCGGGUGACCAGCCCCGUGAACGUGCCGCCUGCUGUCCAGAUCCCACUCACAACCUCCCCGGCCACCCCAGUUCCUUCUGUGGGGAGCACCCCCACGACCCCCGCCCCUCCCAUCAGCAUGAACCCCGUCAGCACGCUAACCCCUCGGCCCAUGCCCCACCCCUUCUCGCACCUUCACAUCCACGCACACCCUCACCACCCACACCACCUUCCUAUCCCCCCAGUCCCUCACCUCCCCCCACCUCCAGCUCUCUUUAAGAGUGAGCCUUUAAAUAACAGGGGCCAGGGUGAGGACACCUUUCUGCGGCACCUGGCAGAGAAGAACAGUUCAGCCCAGCAUCACUAACAUCCAUCUCCUUAAACGUGUUCUCCGCGAGUUCCGUGCCCCGGUGUGAGUUUGCAGAGUGGGGGUUGGUGAGCGUUUCUGUAGCUGUCAGACUCUCCUCAGCCUCCACCCAGAGCUUUGUCAUUGUCUUGGUGAAUCAGCACAUCCGAGGGAGUGGACGAGAAGACCCUGAGCUCACGGAGGGAACUGUCGAACCAGGGAACCACCGAACUAAAGCCCAAUUUGCUUGCAUUUUCUGGUGACUUUUAUAAAUUUCAAAUACUCAGACUUGUGGAAUUUUAUAAUUUCAUAUCAGCUGAUGAGGUAUGCUUGCUUUUAUAUCCUGGACUUCUCCUCAAAGAGGGGACAGGCCUGGUUUCCUUUGUACUAAUCGGGAAGGCUGUGACAUUAAUCCAGAGCAUUAAUUGUAUCACUGUGUAUCGUAACAUUCUUUUCAGCUUUCGGUGCUGGCUUCAGAGUCGAGCUAGCCAUGUUUCACAGUAUAUCAAGCAUUAUAGAGAAAGACAGAAAUUUUCUUCUUUGUGUAGCUCUCCUAAUGCACUCUUUAUUUUACUACAGAAAUUAUUUUAGAGUUUUUGUAUAGACUUCUUUAGUAGUCUGUUUCUAAAAUGAAAUGUAUUUCAAUAAGCAGUGUAAUUUUUUCAGUGUAGCUGGACCUAUGUUGUAAAAUAGAAAAAAUUUUUAUAAUCAUCAAAAUGUGAUUCUUAAAGAUGCAUAUAACUUCUAUAGUUCAAAGUUAUUCUUACAUCCGUACAACUCAAAGGUGCUUCAGAGACUAGAUGUAUCUGAAAGGGUCUCCAGACCAGGUUACUGCGAAAAUGAGGUUUUGCUUUCGGAAUCUGGCAUAAGUCCUUGGUAGUUUUUUAAUCUCUGCUUAACACUCGGGGGCCUGUUAGGCUCACGGACAUGCUGUGUCCUCCAUGUUUCGUUCGGUUCAGUUAGUACGUUGAAUGGAAUGAUCUGCAGAGGGUUGAGCCUUUUCCAGGGAGGCCACCUGAAGCUGGCCUGUUUUGAAAAUCUGAGUAAAGCUGCUCGCCAUCAAGAGGAGGAGGUGGCGGAGGCUGUUUCCUCUCAGUCACGUCUCGCUUCCCCCAGAAAUGUGUUCAGGUUCAGCCUCUGUGGGACGACCAACUGAAGUCUCCUAAUACACUGCUCACUUUAAGGUUGCUUUAUUUUUCUAAUUGUCACAAAAAGAUAAAAUAGUACACUAAAAUCACAAACAUGAUGUUGCCUGAUAGCGGCUGAGAAAUCUGGAUAAGAACACAAAUUGGUUAUGACUUUUAAAAUGUCUCUUCUAUCCAUGGAUGUAGUCACAACUUCGAGCUAUUCUAACACAGUUUAAAUUGUGGUGAGAGAGAGAAAACGACGUUUUGCUGCCCUGUCCUCUGCAAGCGAUGAUGUGAUAGCAGCCUUCUUGGUGAUAAGGACAGCCGCAAAUGGGGCAGGUUUGAAAGAGUUUGGGUAACUUCUAAAGAGCAUGGUCAGUCAGGAGCUCAUUAUAAGAAAGGCUGAACAGAAGGGCUGACAGAUUGGUUAUAUUUAACUGAUCACAUUUAUCCAGACUCAGUGUAGAUAAAAAUUUUGUAAUUUUUCAUCUCAGUGAACUGAGUUUCAAAGCGAGGUCUUUCUUUCUCCCUCCCUCUCUCUCUCUCUCUCUCUCAUUUUUUUAAUCUUGAAAUUUCUUCAUUUUUCUUUCCUCAAGGUUUUAAAUCUUUGCCUGAAUCAGAACCCUGACUUUUAUUUAUUUUUUGAUUUUUAAUAUUAAGUGUGCAGAUAGACUUACAGCACUUUUUCUGGCUGAUUAGCUCUGUGGUAGGAAAACUGGAACUCUUUCCAUUGAGGUUAAGUCCCUAUUUUUAAAAUAUCGCAUUUUCUGUUAGCUUUUUGGUUUAAUAUUUCCAGAUUUUUUCCUUCUGAUUACUGCCUUUGUCUUCUAUAAUGAGCAUAGGAGAAUUUGGGAAUGAGGCGGAAAAGUAUCUCAAGACAUACUUUUCCUGUUUCUGGAUGUAACUUCUAAGGAAUGUGGUUUUAAAUAUUUGUAUACAUUCUUGGAACACUCAAGUACCCAAACCAAUAAGAAAAGUUAAUUCCUUAUUUAUGACUGUUAUAUCUUUAGUGGCUGCCUCCCCUUAUUCACACAGUCUCCUUGGCGUUCCAUGACAAGUUUGUGGAUAUACCAUGUGUGGUAUAUGUGUGGACAUACCAUUAUUUCAUGUCCAAGCUUGUAAUAUUAAAAUGAUGUUUAAGAUGUAAAUUUCAGCUUAGUUAAUUGGUUAUACCUUAUUUUGUUUUAAAUAAAUUUACAAUAUUGGGCAGCAGUUCUGAAUUCUAGACUUGAGACCAUUGAAUCAACCAUUUUAUGAGGUGUACUAUAAUUACACACUGGAAAAUUCAGGUAGUCAUAUUUGAUUUUCCAUUCAAGUGAAUAUAGCCAUAAGAAAAUAGCUACUACAUAGGGAAACCAAUAUUAAGCAAAUAAUCACCACCACCCUUAACAGAAGCAAAGAAAGGAUUAUCUUUUUUUAAAAAUCAGCAUUGUCAAACAGUACAUUUCUUAGUGAAAUGUAUUGUGGAACAAUCUGGAAACUUCCAAUUUUUUUUCCCUAGAUAAGCAUACCCUCCCUGAUUUGGGGUUUGUGGUCUUCGGGAAAACUGCUCAGAAUAUAAUGACUCCUCACCAGUGUCAUAUUACAUAUGCCUAAUGAAAUGCGUUAAGAAUAUUCAUACCAUUAAUGCUUCUGAAUAGAAGAACUGAAGAAUUAAGCCUUAAACAUAUACGUGCAUCAGGUUUAACACGCUUAAGACUCAAACUCAGGGUUAAAAUUUUGAUUGGGGUCCUUUACUAAAAUAAAAGUUGCAUUUAUAUAUGGUGUGUUCCCUCCCACCUAUAGUACAGCACCCUGUGACUUAUUCAAGACUUAUUAACUACUUGUUAUCUGUUUAUGAAAAAAAGAACUGGGGAGGAGUUUGAGUUCUCAGCCCUCAUCUGUACUUAAAUUUUAAAGACAACAAAGGCCACAUUUCAGCAUUAUAUAGAUACCAAAUUGAGGCUGUUUCUCCUGACUUAAUUCUACUGUCUUCAAAGGCUUGUAUCAUUGCUAGAGUUAAGACUGACUUGAAAAUUCCCAGCUUGAGUUGCUAUUGCUUUUUAAUUUUUUUUUGCACUUUUCUCUUCUUUUCUCAUAGAUUUAUCAUUCAAAUAUAAACUCUUCCUUAGCCUGAAUGAAAGGCUGCUUGUUGCUUUCUCAAAUUGAGUGGGGCGGGCUCAUACUGAGUCAGACUUUACAUCUGAAUGAAGAAAAUAAGAUGAACGGUUUAAAAGCACGUGGCUUCCUUUCCGUGUAUAUUUGUGAUUUGAUCCUUAUUUUUAGCAAGCAGGGAAGUCUCCACAUAAAACUUUACUACAGUGGUUCAAAGUAACCUUUGCAAAUCAGUUAUGUAUACUUUUACAGUCUACCGUUUUUCCAUUAACCGUUCUAAAUUAAUGACUGAGCGUGGAUAUUACCACAGUUGUACCAUCUUUUGUAAAACUACGUUGGUUGAAAGUACCUUUUCAUCGUGGUUAGAAUGCUCCCUGUAAUUUGACUGUCCCUUAUAUACUAACUGGAGGCAAAAUACUCUGAAGAGAUACUUGUACACUUUUUCUACUUCUUGAAAUUUUUUUCACUUUUUAUGUUUUUUGAAUGGAUAUGCUUGUUUAGCUUAAUUUUUAUUUCACUGGAAGUUUUAAAUCUUAAGAAAAUCAAGCAGAAAUAGAAAUCCAUUGCAGACGUGUAUUAUAUUUACCACAUCUUGAAGAUUUCCGUUAGUGAAACACAGAAUGGUAGGUGGGGUUUUAAUGUUUAAAAAGAGAGAGAGAGAGAAGAAAACUAAAGUUAGAGAAACCCAUCUGUUUGAGCUACUGCAUAGAAGAGACAACUUUUAUUACAUCGCUGAUCCACAUAUGAACAUUUCGAUGCUGUUGCAGACUGUAUGGGAAGUAUUUGAUGAAAAAGGGAUAAGUUACACCUAAGAAUUUUAUCAACUAUCUCCCAUUACAAAAAUCAACUCACUUGGAAUUCUUCAGACUAUAAAAUUGAGCAAGUAAAUAUUGGGUUUUAAUUUUCAUUUACCUAAACCAAGAUAGGAAAUUUCCCAAAAGAUCAUUUUUUUCAGGAAUGAAAGGUCAUUAGCCACUAGAGAUACUGGCAUUAUUAUGUACUAGCGACACCCUAGCUAACCUGCUUCUGUCAUCUGUAGUGUUUAUAACAAAUAACAAUGACCUUCCAACCCUGGACGCUACCUCGAUAAAGCAAACCAGAGAUCCUCUCUACACUUUCUAUGGAAGCCAUAAAAGUUGCCAUCGAUAUAUCUACUUUCAUAGUUCUGUACUUUUAUACUCUCUAGACUUUUUAUAGACUUUGUGAUCAGAUCUUUUUGUCUUAGAGGAUAGGUUUUGCAAGAUUCAAAGGAAAAUCAAACUCCUUGGUUGUCCCAGCUCUGAAGCCUUAGCCUCAGUAAAUUUGUUUAAAGAACUAGAUAAUGUACCACUUAUCAACUUUUUCAUUAAGCUAUUUUGCAGAAUUGCAUAUCAGGAAAACAAACUUCUCUUUCUCGUUCCCUAAGUAGAAGCUAUAUUGUUUUAAGAAGCUACUUACAAAGCGGAUUUCUACCUUGUUAGACUCUGUGUAUAACUUGAUAAUAUAUGUCUCGUCAUAGUGUUCCUGGAGUUGUUUUUAUUUCCUUAUGACAGAUUAGUGCGUGUACAUCUCUCACUAGUCCUGUAUUAUCUCACUGCAGCUUCAGUCUCUCUCACUCUGUUCUUGAGUGCCUUCAAAAAGCCAGCAUCAUGGAACAUUCUUUUCCUGAUCUAAAUCCUACCUCUGAUUAUUCAUCCUCCAUGAGUAUUGGAACUCACUCUUAUUCCAAUUGAUUUGUCUCUACAAACCUUGGAUGUGAAUUUUUUAUGUAUUUCUGUUUCGUUCCCCCAUGUCACUUUUAGAUUACAUUUUAAACUUUUAUGUAUAUCUUAUUUCUUCACGUAUUACAUCUCUAGUGAUGAAAGGCUUUAUCCUUAUCUUAACUGCUCAUGUUCCUUUCUUUCACCAGAAAGUAGAUGCUCCUUUCAAAUUAAAGGUCAUUGAGUAUCUCUUUUGAACAUCUUUUUCUCGUCUUAGUCUUCCUGAAAUGCCUCCCCUUUCUGAUUAAGGGAUCUAGAUUGCUGCUCUUGCUAUGCCCUGUUCUGAUACGCUCUCUCUCUUCGAGAAACAUUUGGCCAGGUUGUACCCAUAAUGUUAUUUUAGUCAAAUCAAUUUAAAAUUGCUCUCUGGGUUUAUCAGAAGUCCUUUACUGAUGUUUGAUCUGCCUCUCUCAUCCUUCUGUCCCUCAAAAACUUCCGGUUACUCUCUUCUGCUUGUUCACAUCUAAUUAAUUUUUAAAAUAUCGUUGAUACGUAGUAUAUGAAGGAUGUCAUAAAAAGGAGGUUUCAGUGUGUUCUCCAUGUGAUAUGAGCACCUUAUUGAUAAAACAUUGUAGCGAUUGGCUCAUCUUUCACGGUCAGAACUGCAGUUCGUGCUGCGUACAGGUGUCUUGCUCCCUUUCAGUUCUCCUCCCAAACUGAAAACAGAUAGACCUCAUUAAAAUGAGAAAAUUAGAUUGCUUUUUUUUUAAGUGAAUGAAAGCUAUUGAGUUGAGUAUUUUGGCCUUAGUCGAAAUUUUUCCUUUCUGACUUAAAACGUCAUGCCUCUUUCCUUAAAGUGGAUGAUACUAAUACUCAGGUUUUCAAGGCUAACUAACAACCACGUGAAGUGGGAGUCUAAGAAGGCAGCUGUUAAUAAAUUCUUGUUCCUUUUAUCUGGCGACAGUAUGUUAUGGUGGGAUGGUGUGAUAUUGUGAGAAUGCUUAUGUUUGAUAAUGAAUAAAUUCAAGACAUUUGAAGAUGUCACUGGU
Molecule: messenger RNA, 8449 nt
Organism: Orcinus orca (killer whale)
Lineage: Eukaryota; Metazoa; Chordata; Mammalia; Artiodactyla; Delphinidae
Gene: ZNF652
Product: zinc finger protein 652
Exons: 6
Coding region: 698-2521 (607 amino acids)
Biological process (GO): regulation of transcription by RNA polymerase II
Cellular component (GO): nucleus
Molecular function (GO): DNA-binding transcription activator activity, RNA polymerase II-specific; RNA polymerase II cis-regulatory region sequence-specific DNA binding
Source: RefSeq, a predicted model, not a curated record